Oryzias melastigma (Indian medaka) is the source of this 7250-nucleotide messenger RNA. RefSeq names its product collagen, type XIV, alpha 1a (gene col14a1a). The transcript has 48 exons. Gene Ontology annotation, molecular function: protein binding. Gene Ontology annotation, cellular component: interstitial matrix. NCBI's taxonomy places the organism in Eukaryota, Metazoa, Chordata, Actinopteri, Beloniformes, Adrianichthyidae. The coding region runs from base 811 to 6477 and encodes 1888 amino acids. The record is from RefSeq and is a predicted model, not a curated record.
AAUAAGACUUUGUGUCUCCUACUGGGAUGUUGUCAGCCAGAAAUCCUCCAGGAUGGCUCUUUAAGUGUUGAAGGUUGCAGACUCCUGGUCUAGGCUGUACCUGGAUGUGCUCUUCAGCAGCUUUAGGCAACAGCAACCGCAUGACCCUGACCAGCAAAAGUCAGGUAUAAGAAAUGGAUGGAACCUGAAGGCUGUUUGGACACGUGUCACUGCGUGGAGACCUCCUGUCUGAGACACUGGAGAAAUUAUGUCUCCAAACCAGUCUAGGGUGAAAUUGUCUUAGUCAGGACAGCUCUAUAAAUAUUAAAGUUUAUUGGUUACUUGCUGUUAUUAAGGUAAAAAAAGUGUCAUUGCGCCUUUAAAAUGAAAACCUCGCGCACCUGUUCCGCGCGCGCAUCCUCACGCGGACUCUUACCUCUAAAGUCCAGAACGAGACUUUCAAGCAGGAGACAUCCCGCUGUGAGCGCGUGCAGGAGCCACGCAAAAAGCCCCGCGGGGCUGAGGCUUAAACAGAUUGGAAACCUGCAGCUGACUGAGAAAGGGGGGGUACUCCGCGCCACCCUCCAUCAGAUGCAUCCGGACGAAGAGGAGGGAGGAACAGCCGGAGGGAGGGAUGGCUAAAUAACGAGGAGACACGCGCGCGCGCACUGCAUCCGGAGAGGAACGGGAGGAAGAGGAGUGACAGGAGCGCUUCUGGAGGAAGCAGCGCGUCUCUGCAGUCACAGGACUGGAUUGUUUUUUCUUCUUCUUCUCAUUCUUUUGGAUAAAAGCGCGCUUUGAAUCGAUGAUUGGAGAAGGUGAGGGAGCCGGAUGCUGCCUGUGCUCGAUGAUGCUCUCAGGUUUAGUCAGCUGGUUGUGAGGAUGGGACGGCUUUGGUGGCGUUUGUGGGCUCCACUGCUGCUGCUGCUGGCCAGCAUUUCCUACCACUCCAGUAAAGCUCAAAGUCAAGUUCCAGCUCCAAGGCGGCUGCGCUUCAAAGUGCUGAGCUCAAGCAAACUCCUCGUUUCAUGGAGAGAACCCAAAGGAGACAUUGACGGCUAUCUGUUCCUGUACCACAGUAAGCCAGGGGGUCAGCAGAAGGAGGUCUCUGUUCCCAAAUCGGACGCAAAGGUGUUUAUAACAGAUUACAGUCCUUCCAAAGACUACACCGUCAGUGUGAUCGCGGUUCGUGGCAGUGAGCAGAGUAGACCUCUGCAGGGCAGAUUUAAAGCUCAUGCAGGUGAAAGAGAAGAGAGUGAUGGGAGAGACAAAACAGAGGCUCAGAGGCUGACUGAUACUGUUGUGACCCCUGAGGAUGCCAACGAAAUCUCUGGAGUUGAACAGUUUGUGUGCCGCACAGAAGCUGUUGCAGAUGUCGUGAUCCUGGUUGACGGCUCGUGGAGCAUCGGCCGGGUCAACUUCAGGCUGGUCCGUAUGUUUUUGGAAAAUUUGGUCGAUGCCUUUGAUGUUGGCAUUGAUAAGACAAGAAUAGGCCUGGCUCAGUAUAGUGGGGAUCCCAGGAUAGAAUGGCACCUAAAUACAUACCACACUAAGGAUGCGGUCAUUGAUGCCAUCAAAAACAUGCCCUACAAGGGAGGAAACACUCUUACAGGCCUGGCACUGACUUUUAUCUUGGAGAAUUGCUUCAAGCCGGAAUUUGGCUCACGGGAUGGUGUACCAAAGAUUGGGAUCCUCAUCACAGAUGGGAAGUCCCAGGACAAUGUCAUCCCACCAGCAGAGAGCCUGCAGAAGGCUGGAGUGGAGCUGUUUGCUAUUGGUGUGAAGAACGCAGAUGAAAAUGAACUGCGCUCCAUCGCUUCAGAACCAGAUGCCACUCAUGUCUACAAUGUGGCUGACUUCAACAUUAUGAGCUCUAUAGUGGAGGGACUCACUAAAGUAGUGUGUGAACAAGUGGAGCAGCAAGAAAAAGACAUCAAACAGAAAGUCCCACCAAGCAAAAUGGGAAUGCCCCAAAACUUGGUGACGUCAGACGUCACCGCCCACAGCUUCCGGGUGUCGUGGAGUCCGGCGCCUGGAAACGUUCACAAAUAUCGUGUGGUUUAUGUUCCAGCGCAAGGGGGAGAGCCACAAGAGGCUGUAGUGGCUGGCAGUGAGACUUCGGUGGUGUUGCAGCCUCUCCGCUCCUUCACCGAGUACCAGCUUUCUGUGUUUGCUGUGUACUCAAACAAGGGGAGUGAAGCUCUGAGAGGAUCAGAAAAGACCCUCGCCCUACCAUCGGUCACCGGCCUUCAGCUGUUUGAUGUGAGUCACAGCACCAUGGAGGUUGGGUGGGACAGUGUUGAUGGAGUCACAGGCUACAUGCUGCUCUAUGCUCCUGUUGCAGCUGACGCAGGCUUGGAGGAAAAGGAGAUCAAGGUAUCGGACGCUGUGACAAUGCUGGAGUUGGACGGACUGAUCCCUGACACUGAAUACACAGUCACUGUCUAUGCCAUGUAUGGAGAGGAGGCCAGUGACCCCGCAACAGCUCAGGGAACCACAUCACCACUGGGACCUCCCAGGAGCCUCCAGUUUUCUGAUAUUACUCACAAUUCUGCCCGCAUCAGCUGGGACCCAGCACCCAGCGCAGUGAGGGGUUACCGCAUUAUUCUGGUCAAAACAGAAGGACUAACCACAAAUAAGGUAGACGUGGGUCCUGUGACUUCCUACGACCUGCGAGAGCUGGCGUCUCUCACAGAGUAUUCUGUGGCCGUCUUUGCUCUGUACGAUGAGGGCCAGUCUUUGCCGCUCACCGACAGCUUCACUACCACUCCAGUGCCAGGUCCUCUUAAUCUGCGCUCCAGUGAUGUUCACGCUGACAGCUUUAAGGUCAGCUGGGAUCAUUCAGCCAAUGACAUCGUUCUCUACAGACUCUCCUGGGCUCCCAUCACAGGUGGCGACACAAAGGAGGUGGUUUUGAGUGGGAGUGAAAACAGAUACAUCUUGACUGGUCUCAGUCACUCUACUGACUAUGAAGUCAUGCUGACCGCAAUAUUCAAAGAUGAAUCCGAGAGCGAUACUGUCUCUGUCACUGAGACCACAUUGACCAGGACAACAAUUGCUCCCACAACCAAAGCGGCUCGUCAGUCUGUGAAAACUUUUUACCUGACUGACGAAACCACCCAGAGCCUAACAGCAACGUGGGAGCCAGAAGACCCUCACGUAGAGAGCUACAGGGUUUCCUAUGCCAGCCUCAGCAGCGAGCAUAGGGAGGAGAUGGUGUUUGUUGAUGGUAGUGAGAGCACAGUGAAGCUUGAACCUCUACAACCAGACACUCAGUACAGAGUAACACUCACACCGGUGUACAGUGAUGGAGACGGCAGCAUCAGUGUCUCUGCACUGGGAUCCACAUUGCCACUCUCGUCUCCUAAAUAUCUUCGUGUGACAGAGGAGUGGUACAAUCGAUUCAGGGUCUCCUGGGAUUCUCCUCACUCUCCUACAGCGGGCUACAGGAUCGCCUACCAGCCCAUCAAUGUUCAAGGUCCCAUUUUGGAGACUACAGCUUCUGCGGACGAGAACUCCAUUCUCCUAGUCAAUCUGCUCAGUGGAACAGAAUACAGAGUUCAAGUGUCGGCGUUGUACCCUUCAGGAGAAAGUGAACCGCUACUGGGAAACGCAAAGACAUUGUUCCUGGGCGUCUCCGGCUUGUCAGCCUACCAGCUUCGUGCGGACAGCCUGUGUGUUCAGUGGCAGCCUCUUCUCCCUGCCACACAGUACAGAGUCUCCAUUCUGUCCACACUCAAUGGUCAAAGGCAGGAAGUGAACCUGGGAGGCGGAGCUUCUCGUCACUGUUUUCAUGACCUCACCCCCAGCAGUCAAUAUCAGAUCAGUAUUUAUACGCAGGUCCAGGACAUGGAGGGGCCGUCAGUCUCCAUCACAGAAAUGACAUUGUCAGCACCCACUCAACCUCCAACUGAGCCGCCCACCACAGAGCCCCCUCCUACCAUCCCACCUGCUAAAGAAGUGUGUAAAGAGGCCAAAGCUGACCUGGUGUUCCUUGUUGAUGGUUCCUGGUCUAUUGGAGACGACAACUUCAUGAAGAUCACACAUUUUCUGUACAGCACUAUGGGAUCCUUAGAUCUGAUUGGACCAGAUGGCACCCAGGUGGCCAUUGCUCAGUUCAGCGACGAUGCAAGGACUGAAUUCCAGCUCAGUUCCCAUGGCAACAAAGAAGCCCUCCUAGAAGCAAUUCACAAAAUCAGAUACAAGGGAGGCAACACCAAGACAGGACGUGCCAUCAAACAUGUGAAGGAAUCCAUUUUCAUCCCCGAGGCAGGAGCCAGGAGAGGAGUUCCGAAGGUUCUUGUUGUCUUGACUGAUGGACGUUCACAAGAUGAUGUCAACAAAGUGUCUAAAGAAAUGCAAAUGGAAGGUUAUAUCAUCUUUGCGAUCGGCUUUGCGGAUGCAGACUACGGGGAACUGGUGAACAUUGCCAGUAAACCCAGUGACAGACACGUGUUUUUUGUUGAUGACCUGGACGCUGUGAAGAAAAUAGAGGAGCAGCUCAUCACCUUUGUCUGCGAGGCCGCCACAGCCACUUGUCCAUCUGUUUUGAUGAGCAGCAACACAAUGGCAGGCUUCAAAAUGAUGGAGAAGUUUGGGCUGGUGGAGAAGGAGUACAGCUCCAUACCCGGAGUUUCUCUGGAGCCCGGUUCAUUCAACAGUUACUCCUGUUACAGGUUACACCGCGACGCCCUGGUGCUGCAGCCCACCAAAUACCUUCAUCCUGAAGGUUUACCCUCCGACUAUACCAUUUCUAUGAUGUUCCGCUUGCUGCCUGAGACCCCCCAGGAACCAUUUGCAUUGUGGGAAAUCCUCAACAGGGAAAAUGAUCCGCUUGUGGGAUUAAUGCUCGACAACUCGGGAAAGACACUGACGUUUUUCAACAACGACUACAAAGGAGACUUCCAGACUGUCACCUUUGAAGGACCAGAGAUCAAAAAACUCUUCCAUGGCAGCUUCCACAAGCUCCAUGUAACCAUUAGCAAGACAUCGGUGAAGGUGGUGUUGGACUGUUCUGUGGUGGGGGAGAAGGCCAUCAGCGCAUCUGGGAACAUCACCACAGACGGAGUGGAGAUUCUGGGACGGAUGGUUCGCUCCAGAGGGAAGAGAACCAGCUCUGCUCCUUUCCAGCUCCAGAUGUUUGACAUCAUCUGCAGCACGUCCUGGGCCAGCAGAGAUAAAUGCUGCGAGCUCCCAGCACUAAGAGUUGAGGAUCAGUGUCCGUCUCUACCACACUCUUGUACGUGUUCUCAGGACAGCAAAGGACCUCCAGGACCUUCAGGACCACCUGGUGGUCCAGGCAUGAGGGGGACCAGAGGAGACCGAGGAGAGCCGGGCGUGACGGGACCUCAGGGGCCAGCAGGGGAAAGUGGCCCUCCUGGACCUCCAGGGCCAACUGGUCCUCAGGGGCCCAAUGGGGUUACCAUUCAGGGACCUCCAGGUGUUCGUGGGGAAAAGGGAGACAAAGGAGAGAUUGGACCAGCUGGACCAAUGGGCGCUCCUGGGAGUCCUGGAUCCCCGGGUAGAGACGGCCCUCUGGGUACCAGAGGUCCACCUGGUAACACCGGACCACAAGGGCGACAAGGAGCUCCAGGGCCUGUUGGAACCCCUGGGGCUCCUGGAGCUCCAGGACCAGGUGGAUCAACGGGACCGCAAGGAGAUCAAGGACUUCCAGGUUCUGCUGGUACCAAAGGCGAUAAGGGGGAGAGGGGUGAUGUUCAGUCCCAAGCUGCAGUGAGAGCUAUAGCACGGCAAGUGUGUGAGCAGAUCAUCCAGAGUCAUUUGUCUCGCUAUAAUUCAAUCUUGAACCAGAUCCCGCUCCAUUCAUCAACGUCAGUCCGAACAAUACCAGGCCCGCCCGGAGAGCCGGGGAGCAAAGGCCCCCCGGGUCCUCAGGGAGAGCAAGGUCCUCCUGGUAGACCUGGCUUUCCUGGUGCCAAUGGGCAGAAUGGUCGACCAGGGGACAGAGGGCUGCCGGGCUCAAAGGGAGACAGGGGCAGUCCAGGCAUCGGGAGUCCUGGACCUCGAGGACCACCCGGUCCUCCUGGGUCGCCAGGUGAGGGUCGGACCGGCAGUCAAGGUCCACCUGGUCGGCCAGGUAACCCGGGAGCAGCAGGUAGGCCGGGAACUCCUGGAGCCACAGGACCAACCGGUCCACCAGGAUACUGUGACCAGAACUCCUGUCUUGGAUACAAUGUGGGAGUCCAGCCGCUGCCUCACGCCGGCUACCAGGCCUACAACCCUCCCUACAGGCCGCCAUACAACCCUGCUGCAGUGCUGUACAACAACAACCAGCAGGAAGAGGAGGGGGAGGACAGGCCAGAGGAGCAGGACCCCUACUACCACAGCGACCCCUACCCCCAACGACCUCCUCAGAUGCCGCCCGGUUACCACCCGAGCCACUCUGAGGACGUGGAGCUGAGAUCGCCGGGUGUCGUCAGGAGGUACACGCAUGAGCAGGGAAGGGGGGCACAGGAGGAGGAACGGACUCGCCUUUAGCGCUCGAGCCGAAUCAGACUCUGACAUCACGCCGCUCAUCUAGAGACGGCGGCGGGGGGGUCGCCCUCCCUCCCUGCCCGUCCAGCGGGUGAAAGUAUGUACAUAACUGUGUGGUUUCUCUGUGAAAGGGAGGUUCUAAAAGUGCCUGAUUUCUGUUCGCUCUGUCCGGUGAAAAUCUGUUCCGUCCAUCUUCACUUGUUCUGUGGAACUGCAUGUCUCCUUUGAGCCGCCCAUCGAUGGUGUAAGUGGACACGCGUUUUGUUUCAGUGUUUACUGACUCCACUGUUUUACGGUGAAAUGACUGAUCAGAAGAUGCUUUUUUUAUACCAAUGAAUCCCCUCUCCCCUUCACUUAUAGUCUUCUCAUUGUGUAAAUGAACGAGCAUCAGAGACAUGGAUGGUAUGAAGUUGUAAGAUUCAUUACUGAAUUAUCUCCUAUCACAUUUUUUUGUACCUGACCUCUUUUACUUUAACAUUAAUCAUAAUUCCAUUUACUUAUCUGUCACUCUUACUUCAGGUUUGUUUACUAAAGCUAAUCUCUGUUCAUUUUCAUGUAAAUUUCAGCUGCAGUGGAGUGGAAGCAUCUCAGCUCUGACCUUUUUUUUGUGAAAUGGAUUUUUUUUUUAUUUAGGUUUCAUCAUCAUCCUAAAGGUUCAUCUGUUGAGACCGCUGAGGAGAAACAUCUCACUGUCACACUCCCUUUGAAUAAAACACACGUAUUUAUUUCAUGUUUGUUUUUUUAUAACCAAUAAAUCUGUAAUGACUCAAAGGAAA